Eruca vesicaria subsp. sativa (arugula) is the source of this 1194-nucleotide messenger RNA. The record is from the annotation of a GenBank genome assembly. Lineage: Eukaryota; Viridiplantae; Streptophyta; Magnoliopsida; Brassicales; Brassicaceae.
AUGGAUGGAAAGCUUUUCCUGGGCCAAUACUUGAUAUUGGUGAUGGUGCUACUAGGGCAGCUUCAUGGAUACGAAAGUUGUAUUCAAAAAGAAAGUAAGGCUUUGUUGGAACUCAAGAAAUACAUCAUCUCAAGGAGUCAAGAAAAGUUCUCUAACAAUAUUCUCCCUUCUUGGACUAAUGAUACUAAGAGUGAUUGCUGUCAGUGGGAGGGCAUUGAUUGCAGUCGAAUAAGCAGCCGGGUUAUCACACUUUCGAUUGGUAGACUAUUCCCCAAAGAGAGCUAUCCUCUAAAUCUUUCAAUGCUCCAUCCCUUCGAAGAAAUUCGAAAUCUGAGCUUAUCCUCGGACAGAUAUAACAGCCAAUUCAAUGGUUUCUUUGAUAACAUUGAAGGUUAUAAAAGCUUAGGGCGAUUGAGAAACCUGGAGAUUCUGGAUCUCUCUUUCAAUCAGUUCAACAACAGCAUCCUUCCCUUUCUUGAUGCUGCUACAUCGCUUACAACUCUUUCUCUCCAAAAUAACAACAUAUAUGGCCCUGCUAAAGUUGUUUGUCAAAUGAGGAAACUGAGGGAGCUUAAUCUCAGAGGAAACCAUUUUUGGGGCCAGCUUCCUUCUUGUUUAGGUAGCUUGAACAACCUGCGGGUUCUUGACCUCUCAUCCAACCAAUUUACUGGAAAUCUUCCAUCUAGUUUCAGCAACCUUGAGUCCCUCGAAUAUUUAUCCUUGUCAGAUAACAACUUCAAAGGCUUAUUCACGCUACGUCCACUCACUAACCUUACAAGGCUCAAGGUUUUCAAACUUUCAUCAUCUGAUAUGGUACAGGUCAAGACAGAGAGUACUUGGCAGCCAAAAUUUCAACUGAGUGUUGCUGUACUACGAUCUUGCAGCCUGGAGAAAAUCCCUUCAUUUCUCAUGUACCAGAAGAACUUGGGUCUCGUUGAUCUAUCGAACAACAGAUUAUCCGGUCACAUUCCUACUUGGCUGUUAGAAAAUAAUCAAGAACUUGAAGUCUUACAGUUACAGAAUAAUUCAUUCACUCUUUUUCAGAUGCCGGCAAUGGUGCAUAAUUUGCAGGUCUUGGAUAUUUCAACAAACGGUAUUGAGUCAUUCCCUGAUGAUAUCGGCAGAGCACUUCCGAAUAUGGUGCAUCUGAAUGGCUCUAGUAAUGGUUUCCAAGGAUAUUUUCAUUGUCUAUAG